This is a messenger RNA of Penicillium argentinense, 474 nucleotides long. Its product is annotated as MARVEL domain-containing protein. Lineage: Eukaryota; Fungi; Ascomycota; Eurotiomycetes; Eurotiales; Aspergillaceae. Gene Ontology annotation, cellular component: membrane. The coding region runs from base 1 to 474 and encodes 157 amino acids. The record is from RefSeq and is a predicted model, not a curated record. The transcript has 3 exons.
AUGAACCUCCCCUGGAUCCAAGCCAUCCGGAUCAUCCAGAUAAUUUUCGGCCUCAUCGUCGUCGGCCUAACCGCCUACGUCAUCAGCUCCUUCUACGACUGGUGGUCCUUCUCCAGCACAGUCGACUUCCUCCUCUUCCUAGGCUGCUGGACCGCCUUUGUCGCAACACCCUACCUCGGCGCCGCCCCAAUCUUCUUCCCGCGCCUCGCGCACCGCUUCGUUAUUCCCGGUGUCGAGGUCGUCACGAUGAUCUUCUGGUUUGCGGGCUUCAUUGCCCUCGGUGCGGAGUUGCCGCCGCCUAGGUAUUGUCAUUAUAGCACCUGUCGGUCUUUGCAGGCGGUUACUGUUUUUGGGGCUUUUGAGUGGGUCCUCUUCUCCGUCACGACGUACUUUGCCAUUAUUGACCUGCUGCACCAUCGGAAUUCGGGCGAGAGUGCGCAGAAGACGCAGCAUAAUGCCCACCUCGGGGUUUAG